AUGUUCACCCCGGCCUCUCAGAAAUCUCUUCUGAGAUGCUGCAGACGACAUAUACCAUUAGAAUACUCAUUAAGCGCAAGAUAUAACCCCCAAUGGCUUCGGUACAGUUCCACGACGACUGAACCUGCACCGCCAAAGGAGACAGUCAUUUUCUCCGGUAUACAGCCCACGGGCAUUCCACAUCUCGGUAACUACCUCGGAGCAUUACGUGCCUGGGUAGACCUACAGAAUACCUCCUCGCCAGAUACGAGACUGAUAUAUUCGAUCGUCGAUCUACAUGCGCUCACACUACCGAAACCCGCAGAGGACUUGCGACGAUGGCGGAAGGAAGCUCUCGCCGUGCUGUUGGCGAUAGGAAUAAAGCCAGAGAGGGCUACAUUAUUCUACCAAUCCAAUGUGCCGGCGCAUUCGGAAUUGAUGUGGAUAUUAAGCGUGAACGCAUCGACAGGAUAUCUAUCGAGGAUGACACAGUGGAAGAGUAAAUUGAAUCUACCCGAGAACGCGAAAUUCGAUCUCGCUGCGCGGAAUCGACUGAAGCUCGGUCUCUUCUCAUACCCCGUUCUACAAGCCGCUGAUGUGCUUGUCCACCGGGCAAAUUACAUACCCGUAGGGGAAGAUCAGAAACAGCAUAUUGAAUUUGCGCGCGAAGUCGCCAAUGGUUUCAAUCACUUACACGGGCCUGUUCUUACUGUCCCAGAAGCAAUGAUAUCACCCGCCAAACGAGUGAUGUCACUAAAGAAUCCAAAGCAGAAGAUGUCCAAAUCCGACGCAGACAUCAGAUCCAGAAUCCUCGUCACCGAUACGCCAAUGGAGAUCCACCACAAGAUCCGUCUGGCAUUGACAGAUGCAGGUUCGACCAUCACAUACGACCCUGAGAAGAGGCCAGGUGUCUCCAAUCUGCUUGAAAUGUUCAGUCAUGCCGAGGCCCUGACGUCUGGCCCCUCAGGCACCACCGGAAGGAGCCCGGCUGAAAUAGCAUUGGAAUAUGAGAACAGCAGCUUCAAGGCUCUCAAGCAGGAUCUAUCCUCCAAGUUAAUUGAGAUGUUAGGCUCAAUUCGAGAACGGUAUGUUGAAAUCAUGGAGGAAGACGCAAAAGUGGCGUCGUCUGGCUCAUCAGACAAAGAAAGCUACUUGGGAAUGGUGGCUCGUAAGGGAGCAGAAGAAGCCUCUGCCAACGCAGCAAUUACGAUGAGGCAAGUCAGAACUGCAAUUGGGCUAUCAUAG
Trichophyton rubrum CBS 118892 is the source of this 1224-nucleotide messenger RNA. RefSeq names its product tryptophan--tRNA ligase. NCBI's taxonomy places the organism in Eukaryota, Fungi, Ascomycota, Eurotiomycetes, Onygenales, Arthrodermataceae. The coding region runs from base 1 to 1224 and encodes 407 amino acids. The transcript has 5 exons. Gene Ontology annotation, molecular function: ATP binding; tryptophan-tRNA ligase activity. The record is from RefSeq and is a predicted model, not a curated record. Gene Ontology annotation, biological process: mitochondrial tryptophanyl-tRNA aminoacylation. Gene Ontology annotation, cellular component: mitochondrial matrix; mitochondrion.